Molecule: messenger RNA, 327 nt
Organism: Clunio marinus
Lineage: Eukaryota; Metazoa; Arthropoda; Insecta; Diptera; Chironomidae
Source: the annotation of a GenBank genome assembly
AUGCUACAACACUCAACAACUCUGCAUUGCAUCGAUGACGAAUCAAAUCCAAAUCAUUGCCACAACCUUUGCGAUUUUAUAAAUUUAAUCAGAAAUAUCGCACACGUCAAUCACAUGAGUUUGUGUCUCAGUGCAUUUUGCAACCUGCUCAUAAAUUCAGUUGAUUAUGUGAGUUUUCCAAAACCCGUAUGUAAAAAAUCCCGAAUUUUCGGGUCUGGUUUUAAAAAACCCGCGGGUUUCGGCUUGGGUCGGGUUUUUACAUAUUUUUCUCCAUCGUCGAAGAAUCAUAAGAAAAUGAAGCAAUUACCGGGGCUUUGCGAUGCUUAA